Molecule: messenger RNA, 4347 nt
Organism: Melanotaenia boesemani (Boeseman's rainbowfish)
Lineage: Eukaryota; Metazoa; Chordata; Actinopteri; Atheriniformes; Melanotaeniidae
Gene: grid2
Product: glutamate receptor, ionotropic, delta 2
Exons: 16
Coding region: 924-3986 (1020 amino acids)
Biological process (GO): modulation of chemical synaptic transmission; monoatomic ion transport; synaptic transmission, glutamatergic
Cellular component (GO): postsynaptic membrane; plasma membrane
Molecular function (GO): transmitter-gated monoatomic ion channel activity involved in regulation of postsynaptic membrane potential; glutamate-gated receptor activity
Source: RefSeq, a predicted model, not a curated record
CCGUGCGAGCUGGGGCUGAUACGAGUACCCGCAUACGAAGUGUGGACUGUGGACUGUCGUUACGCGCAUUCUCGGUUAUUUUUCGUCCAGACUGGCUACAUUUUCCUUUCUUGGUGUGGAAGAGAACGGUGGCUUUGGAGCUGUCUUUCAUUAAACAUUUGAGAUCCCUUUCCAUCCGGUCCUUCGCUGAUUUCUACAGGAAGCAACUGACAAUUUAGGAAUAUUGUACCUCUUCGUGGUAAUGCCAUGUGACAAGGCUUUUCAUCAUUAGCAGUUUCUUUAUCCUCCUCCAAAAGUCGCUACUGGUGUCACCUGUCUGCUCUGACAUUGGUGAUAUUCAAAGAGUAGCUCAGUAAAGGAAAAAUAGAAAAAGACCCUGGAGAAAUGGAAGUUUUGGCCGUUGGCUUGGUCCACUGAGGCUGCUGCCGCUGCCGCUGGUGAUUUGGCGAUUGGUGCAGGGGGGAAAACUGCGUCGCCAGGUCUGAAAGGCUGGGGAUCUCGGGUCAUUAUAACACGACCUGCAUUUCAAGACUGCAAAGGAGACCCCCCCUUCAUGUUACCGAAUGGUUAUAGAUUUAUUCUCCAUUAAAUGAUUGGCCACAUCGUGCAGCUCCUCAGCUCGACUUAACGCGUCGGCGUUUGAAUGCGGUUUGUUUUCACUGCAGCUCAGCGUCUCUACUCAUCUAGAAUAUGAUUUAAUGUUGGACGGAAUUUCAACAGGGCACUGCUGUCUAAAUACACAGGAAUUUGUUCCUCUCAAACGCCAAGAGAACAUAUCAAGGCAGAGAUUACCUGAGAUUUCCUUGACCACCCUACAGAUGGACUAAAACAGAAGCGUCGUUUCACGGGAUUUUAACUCUCUUCGCCUUCAGACAGCUAUAGUUUUUUUUAUUUUAUUUGGGAGGGGAGUAUCUCUGAACAUAAUGAAAGUUAUCUUGGCUAUGUUGCUUGUUGCUGUUUUUUGGAGCCAGGAGUGGAAGUCGGCGCUCUCGGAUUCAAUCAUCCAUAUCGGUGCAAUCUUUGAUGAGUCAGCACGGAAAGAUGACGAGGUGUUUCGUCUUGCUGUGGCAGAUCUCAAUUUGAACAAUGAGAUCUUGGAGACAGAGAAAAUCACUAUCUCUGUGGAAUUCGUUGAUGGGAACAACCCUUUCCAGGCUGUACAAGAAGCUUGUGAGCUGAUGAACCGUGGUAUCCUGGCUCUAGUCAGCUCUAUUGGCUGCAUGUCGGCAGGCAGCCUUCAAACUCUGGCCGAUGCCAUGCACAUCCCCCACCUCUUUAUCCAGCGGUCCCCAGCGGGAACACCCCGUUCUGCCUGCCCGCCCACCAGUCGCGUUGCUGGAGCUGAUGACUACACUCUCAUGGUCCGCCCACCUGUGUAUCUGAAUGAGGUCAUCAUGCAAGUGGUGUCUGAGUACAGCUGGCAGAAGUUCGUCCUCUUCUAUGAUUCUGAUUUUGAUAUUCGUGGUAUUGAGGAUUUCCUGGACCGGACUUCUCAGCAGGGCAUGGAUGUGUCCCUUCAGAAGGUGGAAUCUAACAUCAACACAAUGAUCACAACUUUGUUCAGAACAAUGCGUGUGGAGGAGCUGCAUCGUUACAGGGAUACACUACGCAGAGCAGUGCUGUUCAUGAGCCCAGCUACUGCCAAGGCUUUUAUCACUGAGGUGGUGGAGACGAACCUGGUUGCCUUUGAUUGUCACUGGAUCCUGAUAAAUGAGGAGAUCUCAGACUAUGACUUACAAGAGUUGGUCAUGAAGUCAAUUGGCCGGCUGACGUUGGUACGCCAGAUGUUCCCAAUGCCCCAGAAUACAUCUCAACGCUGUGUCAAACACAACCACAGGAUCAACACUUCCCUCUGUGAUCCUAAAAACCCUAAGGCCCAGCAGCUAGAGAUCACCAGCCGCUACAUCUAUGACACUGUGUUGCUACUGGCCAAUACCUUUCACAGAAAGCUGGAGGACAGGAAGUGGCACAGCAUGGCCAGUCUGAGCUGCAUCAGGAAGAACUCCAAACCAUGGCAGGGAGGCAAGAGCAUGCUGGAUACUGUCAAAAAGUUCGGAGUGAGCGGCCUCACUAGUUUCUUGGAGUUCACGGACAACGGCACUAAUCCCAAUAUCUUCUUUGAAAUCCUGGGAACAAAUUAUGGAGAAGACAGGGGACGAGGAGUCAACAGGCUGGCAACAUGGGACCCAGUUCAUGGAUUGAAUGGAACUCUGACAGACAGAAAAUUGGAAAAUAACAUGAGAGGAGUUGUUCUACGAGUCGUCACUGUGCUGGAGGAGCCAUUUGUAAUGGUGUCAGAGAAUGUGCUGGGGAAACCGAAGAAGUACCAGGGCUUUUCCAUCGACGUCCUGGAUGCUCUGUCCAACUACCUGGGCUUUAAGUAUGAGAUCUAUGUAGCUCCAGACCACAAAUAUGGCAGCUUGCAAGCUGAUGGACAGUGGAAUGGACUGAUGGGUGAACUGGUUUUUAAGCGAGCCGACGUGGGACUUUCUGCUUUGACCAUCACGCCUGAGCGGGAGAGCGUUGUAGACUUCACCACACGCUACAUGGAUUAUUCUGUGGGCGUUCUGUUGCGCAAGGCCGAACGCACUGUGGACAUGUUUGCCUGCCUGGCACCCUUUGACCUUUCAUUGUGGGCGUGCAUCGCAGGCACUGUUCUCCUCGUUGGCAUCCUGGUGUACUUGCUCAACUGGCUCAACCCACCACGGCUACCAAUGGGAUCUGUUUCUUCAACAACACUCUACAAUUCCAUGUGGUUUGUGUAUGGCUCCUUUGUACAACAAGGUGGAGAGGUUCCCUACACCACCCUAGCAACAAGGAUGAUGAUGGGUGUUUGGUGGAUGUUUGCUCUCAUUGUCAUCUCUUCGUAUACUGCCAAUCUAGCAGCUUUCCUCACCAUCACACGCAUAGAGAACUCUAUACAGUCGCUGCAGGACCUAUCCAAGCAGACAGAGCUGCCAUAUGGUACAGUCUUGGACUCUGCAGUAUACGAUCAAGUGCGCUCCAAGGCUAUGAACCCUUUUGAGAGAGAUCCCAUGUAUUCCCAGAUGUGGCGGAUGAUUAAUCGCACCGGUGCAGGAGAUAAUAAUGUGGAAGAGUCAAAGGAAGGCAUUCGCAAGGUGAAAUAUGGCCGGUUUGGGUUCGUGUGGGAUGCAUCAGUGCUGGAGUACGUUGCAAAUAAUGAUGAAGAUUGUUCCUUCUACACCAUAAGCAGCAACGCACCAGACCGUGGAUAUGGUAUUGCCAUGCAGCACGGCAGCCCCUACAGAGACAUUUUCUCCCAAAGAAUCCUGGAACUGCAGCAGAAUGGAGACAUGGAUGUACUAAAACUCAAGUGGUGGCCCAAGGACAGUCCCUGUGACCUCUACAGCUCAGUCCAGACACGACAGCGGGGCAAUGCCCUUGAUAUCCACAGCUUUGCUGGUGUCUUCUGCGUCCUGGCAGCUGGUGUGGUGCUCUCCUGCCUUAUCGCUAUGGUGGAAAGCUGGUGGUCACGGCGGAAGGGAUCCAGAGUCCCCUCCAAGGAGGACGAUAAGGAGAUCGACCUGGAGCACCUACACCGCCGGGUUAACAGCUUGUGCACCGAGGAUGAAAGCCCCCACAAGCAGUUCUCCACCUCUUCCGUCGAUUUAACACCCCUUGACAUGGAUGCGCUGCCUGCUGCCCGCCAGGCACUUGAGCAGAUCAGCGAUUUCCGCAACACCCACAUCACCACCACCACCUUCAUCCCUGAGCAGAUCCAGACCCUAAGCCGUAGCCUCUCUGCCAAAGCUGCUGCUGGAUUUUCUGCUAGUUUUGGUGGCGGUGGCGGGGGUGUCCUCCAGGACCACCGGACUGGUGGGGUUGGCCCUUUCAGGCAGAGGGCCCCCAAUGGAGGCUUCUUUCGCAGCCCCAUUAAAACAAUGUCCUCCAUCCCCUACCAGCCCACAGGUCCAGGACCCAACUUUGGAUAUGGCAAUGAUCCAGACAGGGGUACCUCCAUAUGAGGAGUUACUAUGGAUGUGGUUGGUUCAGGAGGAAGUGUAGAAGGUGGAGGCAGUGUUAGAGUAUGUCAUGGGGUGGUUGAACAAUACAUUGUGGCUAGGCUAAAAAGUCAGAGGAUAGAGAUCUGUGUACAUAGCAAUCUUUCUGUUUUCAGUUUCUGCUUGGGUGUUUACAGGAGUGUCUGUUUUGUAUGUGAAGAAAACAAAAGGGGGUGGAGAUGUGUUGGGGCAUUUCUUAUCCUCCUGCAAACCAUGCUGGUGAGGUGCAACAAGGGAAAAGGACAGGGAGGGUGGGGGCUGGAUUUCUUUCUUUUUUUUUUUUUUUUUUCUUGCUUUAUUGUUGUUCUUGUGAUUGUUUGAGGGA